Molecule: messenger RNA, 2269 nt
Organism: Gastrolobium bilobum
Lineage: Eukaryota; Viridiplantae; Streptophyta; Magnoliopsida; Fabales; Fabaceae
Product: pentatricopeptide repeat-containing protein At5g48910-like
Exons: 1
Coding region: 361-2250 (629 amino acids)
Biological process (GO): RNA modification
Molecular function (GO): zinc ion binding; RNA binding; protein binding
Source: RefSeq, a predicted model, not a curated record
UCUCUUGUCCAGUCCAUACACGAGUAUCAUACAUUUUCUGAAACACGAGACAUCAGAUAAUUGGAUUCUAGGAGAUUAUCUAAACAAAAAAAUAAAACUAAAUUAAACACGUACUGAAUUUACCAAAUAAUUAUCUUAUUUAUUUUAAAAACUUUUGAGACUUAUCAAAUUUACCUUUUUAAGAAGCUUAAAUCCUUAAAAUGAUUUCUUUUGAGAGAGUGACAUUUUUUAUUCAACAGAACCUCUUGAAGGGUCUUCUUCUUGCUAUGACCAAACCACAAACUCACUAACAUCACACUGGCUUUGAUUCACCACUCCAAACUCAUCCACAUUGUGCUAACAUGUGCACACCAACUUACCAUGCGCCACCUCUACCAAAUCCAAACCCAACUCGUCACCUUUCCUCCGCCCCACGAAUCAAUCAACCCAAACAUGAUUGCUGUGAAGCUCAUCGGGGUGUGUGGCAACAGGGCCAACGCGCGCCACGCUGCUCUGAUAUUCACGCACCACCUCACACACCCAAACAUCUUCGCUCACAACGCGCUUCUCAAAGCCUUUGCUCAGAACAACGAAUGGUCCUGCACCAUUUCUCACUUCAACACCCAAUUGACGACGCCCCACGCGCCACCCCCCGAUGAGUACACCUUCACUUCCGUCAUCAAGGCCUGCUCUGGACUUGCCCAAGAGCGCGAAGGUCAGAAAGUACAUUGCUUUGUUACUAAGUAUGGAUGCGAAUCGAACCGUUUUGUUCGGAACUCGCUUGUGGAUUUGUAUUUCAAAGUUGGCGACUUUGAGAUUGCCCACAAGCUGUUUGACGAGUUGCUUGUGAGAGAUGUUGUAUCUUGGAACACUUUGGUUUCUGGGUAUUGUUUGAGUGGAGAUGUAGAUAAGGCAAGGUCGGUUUUUGAUGGGAUGGCGGAAAGGAACUUGGUUUCAUGGUCGACCAUGAUUGCUGGGUAUGCAAAGUUUGGGAAUUUGGAUGAUGCACGGAAGCUUUUUGAUGAAAUGCCGGAGAGGAACGUGGUUUCAUGGAAUGCCAUGAUCGCUGGUUAUGCACAGAAUGAGAAAUAUGGUGAUGCUGUUGAUUUGUUUUGCCAGAUACAACAGCAAAAGGGUCUUGUCAUCAAUGCUGUUACGCUUGUUAGUGUGUUACCUGCUUGUGCUCACCUUGGCGCGCUUGAUCUUGGGAAGUGGAUUGAUAGGUUUAUAAGACAAAAUAAGAUGGCGUUGGGCCUGUUUUUGGGGAAUGCGUUGGCUGAUAUGUAUGCAAAGUGUGGAUGCAUAGUGGAUGCUAGGAGGGUCUUUGAUGCAAUGCAAGAGAAAGAUGUUAUCUCUUGGAAUAUUAUUAUCACUGGCUUGGCGAUGCAUGGGCAUGCUAAUGAAGCUUUCAGUUGCUUUAGAGAAAUGCUGGAACAUGGAAUGAUGCCAAGUGAUAUAACUUUUAUGGGACUGUUAACAGCAUGUACUCAUGCUGGGAUGGUGGAUAAAGGGCUUGAAUAUUUUCAUAUGAUGGAUCGAGUCUAUGGAAUUUCUCCCAAGAUUGAACACUACGGGUGUCUGGUGGAUCUUCUUAGCCGCACUGGUCGUCUGGACGAAGCCGAGAAAUUGAUUAGCUCAAUGCCGAUGAAGCCUAAUGUCAUAGUUUGGGGGGCAUUGCUUGGUGGUUGUCGGACGUACAAAGAUGCAGAGAGAGGGGAACGUGUGGUGCAACACAUUCUUGAACUUCAGCCAUCCCAUUCUGGAAGCUAUGUUUAUCUUGCUAAUAUUUAUGCUUCAAUGGGAAGGCUAGAUGAUGCAGCAAAAUGUAGGUUGAGAAUGCGUGACAACGAAAUAAUGAAAACGCCUGGCUGCAGUUGGAUAGAGGUGGAUAACACAGUUCAUGAGUUCUUCAUGGGAGACCUCUCACACCCUCUGUCAGAUAAGAUAUAUUCCAUGAUUAGAGAAUUAAUAUCUAAAAUGAAGUUAGCUGGGUACAAACCGAAGACAGAUCUUGUUACACAUAAUGUGGAUGAAGAGGAGAAGGAGAAUGCUUUAUCCACUCACAGUGAGAAGUUGGCAGUGGCGUUUGGGCUAAUUAGUACUAGUGAAGGAACAACAAUUAGAAUAGUAAAGAACCUACGAGUUUGCAAUGAUUGUCAUGAUGCAAUAAAGGUCAUAUCUGAUAUUGUUCGGAGAGAAAUCAUUGUGCGAGACCGAAGCCGCUUCCAUCAUUUCAAAAAUGGGAGAUGUUCUUGUAAUGACUUCUGGUAGGGAAGUAUAAAAAUAUCGA